This is a messenger RNA of Plutella xylostella (diamondback moth), 3231 nucleotides long. RefSeq names its product scavenger receptor class B member 4 (gene SCRB4). Gene Ontology annotation, molecular function: scavenger receptor activity. Gene Ontology annotation, cellular component: cytoplasm; membrane. The record is from RefSeq and is a predicted model, not a curated record. NCBI's taxonomy places the organism in Eukaryota, Metazoa, Arthropoda, Insecta, Lepidoptera, Plutellidae.
AACUUCACUCAGUCUACCGUAGGGCGCUGGGAACGACACACGUGCGUGCGGUAUUACUCUGCAUUCCUAGCGUGUACUGCAUGCUCGUAAACUAUUUCGCGCCGUACCAUAAACUCUUUUCGUAUAUUUUUUUUCUAUUUGUGUUUUUUAUUCUUUACUGACAGUAUUUUUUAAAGACGAAAAACGAAGUGUUGAGAAUUAUUUUGUGCGGAUUAAAGACUGUUGUUGUGGAAAGCAAUUAGUGAUUUGAAUCACUUAGUAAUUCAAAUUGGGCAGGUGGUGACUGUUUGUAAUAUUAUUAUCUACUUAACUCGUUAUCAGUACCUUUGUCCAAAUUGUUGUUUUGUUGGUGUUUGUGCUGUUCGUCCUUCACUUCCUGAUUGUAUAAAAGCCCGGGCAUGCGCGGGGGGGUGGGGCGGUGCCGCUGGCUCGCGGGGGGGGUGGCGGCGCUGUUCGCCCUCGCCGCCAUCGCCGUCUCGCUCGCGUGGCAGAGGAUCUUCGACUCUGUGCUGGCCUCGCAACUGGCGCUGGUGCCAGGCUCGCGGUCCUACGUGUCCUGGGAGGCGCCGGCGGUGCCGCUGCGGUUCGACAUCUACCUGUUCAACUGGACCAACGCUGAGCGGUUCCCUGAAGAAACCCCGCACGUCGAGCAGCUGGGUCCAUACAGUUUCCGCGAGGAGCGCCGUCACGUGAACGUCACCGUGCACCCCGAGACCGACUCGCUCUCCUACAGAACCUUCCGCUCCUACUCCUUCGACCCUGAGGCUAGCAAUGGCACGUUGGAGGAUAACGUCACCACGCUCAACCCUAUUGCUUCUGCGGCGAUAUACAAAGCCAGGGAGUCUGGCUACAUCCAGCAGAAGACCCUGGGCAUGGGGCUGGCCAUGUUUGGCCAACAGAUGGCGGUGUCCAAACCGGCCCGGGAGCUCAUGUUUGAGGGCUACGAUGACCUGAUGCUGGAGUUCGCGAAGACUCUGCCUGACAGUGCCACGGGGGGAGCUCCGAAGAUCGACCGCUUUGGGUGGUUUUAUCAGAGGAACAACUCCAUCGACUCGGACGGGUUCAUGGAAGUGACCCUGGGCAGCCGCGGCGGCUCGCUGCCCGGACAGAUCCUCAACUGGAACAAGGAGGAGAACCUGCCGUAUUACAGCGGACAGUGUGCUGAGCUAGCGGGCAGCGUGGGCGAGUUCCUCCCCCGGGACCUGACGCCCUCCUCGCGGCUCACCAUGUUCAUGGCGGACCUGUGCCGCACGCUGCACCUGCGCUACUCCGGCAGCGGCGAGCUGCAGGGCUUGCAGUACCACACGUAUGAAGUUAAUCGGGAUGUGUUUGAUGCUGGGUCUAAAGAGAACGAGUGUUUCUGCAACGGCGCGUGCGCAUGGGGCGGGGUGAUGAACGUGUCUGCGUGCCGCUACGGCGCGCCCUCCUUCAUCACGCUGCCACACUUCCUGUACGCUGACGAGGAGCUGAGGGAGCUGGUGACGGGGCUGCAGCCUGAUGAGGACAAGCACUCGUUUUACUUCUCGGUGGAGCCGAAAUUGGGCAUCCCGCUUGACGUUGCAGCGAGGUUCCAGCUCAACAUUUACAUGGAGCCAACUCCUAAUAUAGCACUCUACGAGAACGUUCCUCGGCUGCUAUUCCCAGUGCUCUGGGUGGAACAACGCGUGACUAUCGACGACACAGUCCUGGCUGAGCUGAGGUUCGUGCGAGCCGUGCUCGACUGGGGCGCCAUCUUCAGUGCAGGCGUGGCACUAGUCCUAGCGGCUAUAGUCGCCCUCACCACAUGCACCAACAUCUGCCUCAAGAAACCCAAGUAUCUCCCCCCAGCUGACCUCCUCUUCGAGAGGCCCAAAGACGAAGCCGAAAUGAAACUGAACCCUAUGUGAUUUCCGAAAGCUUUGGCUGAAUGGAGAAAAACCUUUGCCGGUCCCGAGACUCGAAAAAGUGCCAUAUGAAAAAAGUAAAGUGAUUCGAAACGCGGGAGUUGAAUUCGGUACUGAUUGUAAGAUAUUUUUAGGAUAUUCCAGAAUUUUGUGACAUUUUAUUAUGAAGUAAGGUAUUCUGUAAGGUGUGUUUUUCGGUUAUUAUUACAUACUUUUACUAAUUUGAGGGGACAUUAUAUUAUGUAAUGUUAAUGAGUUAACUUUCUUCAGCCGACUAUUACCUAAAUUGUUAUAUACUUUGUAAAAUAACGUUAAAGUGUUUGUUAAAUCUCAUGUUACGUUUAACUUUGAACAUGUGAAUGUAUCUGUUGGAAUUAUGGUCAACUUAUAAUAUCUGUAACCACCUAAAGUAAAGUAUAUAACUAAAGUAAGAAUAGAUUACAUAAACGUACUACAUAUAAUCUAAACCUACCUAUGCCUAGUUAUUAGUACUCAGCAGGAUAACAAAAUUGACAUACAGGAAUUAUUGAGUACAAACUGUACGAAUGAUUAUUAAUUCAUUAUACUCAUUGAUAAGUUCAUAAACUCAUUAAAUUUUAAGAAGACUUGUAAAUAUGUAAUUCCUUCCUUAGGACGUAAGUACGAAAGUCUACCAGUUAAAGUGAGUUGGAAAUCCUGCUCUCUAAAUGUAUAUUUUUAUUUUAUAUUUUUGUAAUAAAUUUUAAAAGACUUUUAGGUAUAAAUGUUCAUUCGAUGCUGUGAUACAAUAAUGACGAUAUUUGAAGUUGCUUGUACUAGUCUUAGUGCCUGAUAUGUUUUUACAAGCAAUAUCAUAUCAGGCGAGAGGUGGUAAGACCAAAAUUUAAGGCGAAAAUGACAAUCAUUUAUAAUUAAGUAGGUAAGAACGAGUAUAAAUAUCAUAUCAAAUGCAUGUUUAUAAAAGUACAUAAUAAGAAGAGGUGGGCGCAGUUAAUCCAAACCCCGUUAAUCUAUAUUUUUUUCAUAUUAUCUUCUACAAAGCUACCAAGGCACUUAUUCUGUUCAGUUACGAGUAUGCUACUUUAAAUUAAAUUCCAACAGAUCUCUAGAGAUUGUUGUUUUUUAAUGAAAAUCUUUGCUUACCUAUAAAGGAGUUCAUUAACAGUUUUAGACAUAGAGUCUUUUUUAAUGUUUCUUUUUUAUGCACAUGAAACUAUGUAGAGUUACUUAGGUUCCCAAUUCCAUUUGUUGAUAUCAAUAGCUAUCUAAAACCUAUGCUCACCUUUAAAUAUAAGCUUAGGUUACAUGUACAAUAUAAUAUUCAUGUAAUCUCUUAUAUUUUAAUAUACGGUUUUACCUACUAAAUGUA